Messenger RNA from Dreissena polymorpha, 6141 nucleotides. RefSeq lists its product as uncharacterized. NCBI's taxonomy places the organism in Eukaryota, Metazoa, Mollusca, Bivalvia, Myida, Dreissenidae. Gene Ontology annotation, biological process: proteolysis. The record is from RefSeq and is a predicted model, not a curated record. The transcript has 6 exons. Gene Ontology annotation, molecular function: cysteine-type endopeptidase activity. The coding region runs from base 443 to 3955 and encodes 1170 amino acids.
UAUUUAAGAAACGUGUAUUGGGCAAACCUCGAUAACUAUCUUAACAGGUAGUAGCAAACUGGAGUAGCGCAAAAAUGGGUGAAAUACUUAUGCGGCUUUAAAGAAAAAAACGUUUCCUUUAAUCUAAUUUAACGUAAUAUCAACAACGAGUGUUUCUUAACAAGAAGGUGUAAACUAGAGGUGCUCACAAAAGCCUGAACUAGAUAUAUGUAUGGAUCUAUAAGAGGAUUGAUAUAAGUUUGCUGUACUCAAAUAAGGGAAAUAUGUUGCAUUUAAUGCAGUUAUCUGAUAACAUUGUAUAAUCGCAUUUAACGGAGUAAUCGGAAAAUAUUGCAUACUUACUACCAAUAUCACACGCAUACAAACAUUUCCACGAAACAUAUAUGGUAAUAUCGAACCAACAUGUAAAGCCGUCGACAUUUUAACACCAUUUAUUAUCGAAAUGUGCGAUCAAAAUACCUCCGUAGACUCUACGUGUUAUGAUGGAGAAAGCGGGGAUUUACAGAAAAGCAUGGAGACUGCGAGUGAAGUGGCAAAUAAGCAGCACACUGCACUAACAAAACAAUGUGGCGCGCUUAACAAAGUGACACAUUCUAUGUUUGAAAGCCAACACAAAGAUUUGGAAGAAGCACACAUUGAAACUGAAAGUGAAUCUGUUGAUGACCCUGAUGGAAUAUCAAAGUUUUUUAAAUCGCUUUUGUGUGGUACUGUAAAACCAAAAAACGUGAAGGAGAAUGAAGAGUCAUAUCAACCCAAAGUGAAACAAACUGAAGAGAACAGUCUUCAGACUGAAUUGUUGUAUCAAGAGAACACAUAUGUUCACAAAGCAAGUAUUCCUAAACUAAUUCCUAAUAUAACGGACGCAGGAAAUCAAUAUGCCUUCAGUUAUCCUGUGCGCGGAUACAUGGUUAUAAUUGUAAACGAAACAUUCAAACAUCAGACGACAAGAAAAGGGUCGGAUCUAGACUGGCAAUACUUACAUCAACUUGCCAGGAAACUCGGUUUUAUUGUGUAUAACAAACACGACACACAUAACGUAUCUAGAAGUCAGACAUUGAAGAUCCUCCUGGAAAUGAGUCGAGCAGAUCAUUCGGGCUGUGAUAUGUUCAUGUUCGCAAUAAGUACGCACGGAAUGAUGCAACCCAACCCUCGGGCAAAAGGGCAAACAGAUCAUGCACUCAUAUGUGCGGACGACAAAAUGAUAUUCACGAGUUCAAUCACCCAAAUAUUCAACGAUGAAAACUGUCCUUCGCUCAAAAAUAAACCGAAGAUUUUCCUAAUACAAGCAUGCAGAGGAGAAGGAUCUGAUUCUGGAAGUGAUGUAACUAUAUUGUGUCCUUCAGUUAAAGUUCAUAAAACCCAAAGGCAGUUUCUGGGCAAUGCUCAAUGUGCAGGGGACGGUUCUCAACAAAUAAAGGACGAUUCUGAUGCCAUGGGCAAGUCCGACAGUGAGACAACUUCAUCGCGAAACGUGUUUAUGGGCACAAGUUAUGGAGCAAGACCCAAUUCGUUUGUCAACCUACGUGCGAUUCGGCAACCGCAUAAGACAGAGCCAAAAGAAACACCCUACCCUGUCGUGGACACCCCGUCACUACGCUGCGACAACGACCAGCUGGUGUUUUACGCGAUUCCACAAGGACAAAUGGCUUGGAGGAGUGAAGGCGAUGGUUCAUGGAUGUUAUAUUAUCUGCACACGAUACUCAACGGACGAGGCUGUGGACAACCGUUGAACCUAUUGAAAACCCUAACGAAGGUUUCGGCACAGAUGUCAAUGAGGACCUCUAACUCGCCGUCCAACUUAAAAUUGCAUGAAAAGAAAGCUGUAUCAAUUAUAGAACACAAAUUAACCCGCGAUAUCAUUUUGACACCAAAGCAGUAUCAUACUCAACACGAACAUAUAGGGAAAUACAGACAAUGGGCAAUUUUACGUAUUUUUUAUCUGUGGAUAAACGCCAGUUCUUAUAACCGCGUUAUGGAGGUAAAAGAUGACGAACGCAAGGAGUGUUGCCGGGUAGAGCAAGCAACUGGAAAAACCGUAUGUCAUACACGUGAUUGUGAACAAGCCGAUUUGUUCAACGAACUCGUGACAUUGGAAAAUAGCGGUGAACACCACCUGUUGGUGAUCGAAAAUGAAAGUCGACAGACAGGGAUAAAUAAUGUUGAAACAGAAAAUUCUGACAAAAACUGUGGCACAGAAGCUACUAGCGACAUCACGAUGCAAACUACUCGUUUAUCCACGGAUAGUUCAUUAAAAAAUAUUAGUUCAUCGAAGAAUAUACAAAUUAAAACAGCCGACUUUCUUUCGGUCAUUAAUACCAUCGAUCAGGAAAAUAAAAUACACUUUCCAGCGACAGAAAAUAGAAAAGCAAUCCCUGACGAAAAACAUAUAGCAGAAAAUAGAAACGAAAUAUGCAUGACGAUUCACACAACGACUUUAAAUAUAAGUAGUGAUUUUGAGAAAGAUGACAGCGAUGAAUACAGAAAAGAUGGAUGUGAUGUGGUUGAUGGUUUAGGAAAAUUAGUAAAACAAAAAGUUAAAACGUUAAUUGUGUGUGCCUCUAGUAAAGGGAUGACAGUGGAUGACGACAGUCUACCAUUCCAAAAAGCAAAUAAAGAAAAGGUAGAUGAAAACGGUGAUAAUUUGUGGGUAAAUAGUCCCUUAUAUGGUAAAGAAACAGAAAUUAACACAUGUACUACAGUUGUACGUGAAAGCGAAGAGAAGGUGAGCAGAGUCAGUGUUGGGCAAGAAGAAUGCGGCCCUUUCACUGUAGCCUCUACAGUGUUCACUUCAGAAUUAACGGAAACCACAAAAGAAACGUGUCAUUUUUUCCUUCCCUCACAGCUCGAUGAAACGAAGACCCAAUCUGCACAAACUGUUCAAAUUUCAAAUACCAAAUGUCAUGGAAAUGGUGUUUUACUUGUUGACCCAUACUAUUUCAAUCGCGGUCACCGAGGCUAUAUGAUUAUCAUUGUUAAUCAAACGUUUAAUCACCAAGCGUUUAGGGAUGGAGCACAUAAAGAUGUUGAGUAUUUAUACAACAUUGCUUACAAACUUCGUUUAACAGUCUAUAAAGGUAAAAAUACAAAUAUGUCCUUCACAGAAACGAAACAGUUGCUCGAAGAUGUGAGGUGUCUCGACCAUUCGGAUAGUGACAUGCUUGCCUUAGGAAUUAGCACACACGGGUUGGAACAACCGAACCCAAAUGCUAAAGGAAAGAGUGACCAUGCCCUUGUGUGCUCAGACGACAGAAUGAUUUUUACCAGCACAAUUACUGAAAUGUUCAGCGACGACAAUUGCCCGUCCCUAAAAGACAAACCAAAAUUAUUCAUAAUCCAAGCUUGUAGAGGUGAAGAACAUGACAGCGGUGCUGACCUUUCGGUGGCAAAAAAGAUCGCUCUUGAUCGAACUUGUGGCGGUAACGCAGAGACUUGUUGGCAGCCAUGCUUGGACGACUCUGACGUGCACUUUGCCAAGGACAGCUGGGCUACCGGUCCUGACAACCAAGGUCAACCUGUACAGCUCCAUGACGACCUCCUGGCUACAACCGGAAAUGAGUCAUUCGCGUUACCCAUGGUUCCUCAGUUCACUUCCACUCAGCUCGUUCGUGAACAACUUGGGUCGAGUCCCCACCUUAAACCUUUCCCCUUCGUUGACACACCGUCCCUAAAGUGCGAGAACAACCAACUUGUUUUCUACGCCAUACCCCCGGGCAUGUUUGCGUGGCGGAACACAGAGGACGGCUCCUGGAUGCUGUAUUACCUAAACAAUCUUAUUGAGAUGUGUGAUGACAGACGGCCAAUUAAUAUGCUAAAACUCUUGUUAAAAGUGAACGCUGUGAUGGCUCGGAGGACUACUAACGUCCCUUCUGAUAAAAAUCUCGAUAAAAAGAAGGCGAUAUCAGUUGUAGAACACAAACUUACUAGGGACUUGAUCUUUCCGCCGUUAGUGAAAUGAUCAAUUACAAAAAAGUGUGAUGUACGAUGAUAUUUGAAGAUUCUUCUAAAAGAACCAGUGUAAUAUACCAAUCAGUUUAUUUCUAUGUUCUGUUAAAAUUUCUCUUUCAAAAUCGUAUUUUACAAUAAACAAACAAAUGGAACAAAAGUUUCUGCAUACACCAGCAAGUAAGAGCUUUUUUCAUUGGCCGAUGUCGACAAAAAGAUGGUUUAUAUUUCACCUUCAAUACUAUUAUCUGGUAGAAUGAGCUUUGCAAAAUAUCAACAGACUGCUUUGUAAUCAAUUUUUGACAGAAUAAGUCGUGCUGAUUUGAAAAUUAAAGGGUAAAACAAAUGCAACCCAUAUAUUGAUUGAUUUGGUUCUGCUCGCACUUAUAUUUAUACACAUAGUUAAUAUCAAGGUCUUAGCCCAGUUUUACCAUAUAUAUUAAUUGUUGUUGUUUUUAAGAAAUUUGACGUCGGUUUUCUUUCUCAAGAGUUUGCUGUGUCUCAUUUUGCUCGAGUAAAUUUACAUUUAACCUUAUACUAAUGUAUACGUUUUUAUUUUCCAUUGUUUUGCAAUAAAGUCAAGUUAAAUGUUUAAUGUAUAUACUCUGAUAUAAUUCUGUUUUUCUUUUUGUCUGUUAGCAUAACACAAUUUAGUCAUUUAAUAUUGCAUAUAAGCACGUUUCCUUUAUAUUUUAUUUUGUUUGUUUAUUGUGAAGGGAUACUACUCAUCUGAGUUUUAUCCCAGGAUAGGGUACGAUAUAUCAACAGUCUUAAAACAUUAAAAUAUGCUUUAUUCGUGUUAAUUGUUUUCACUGUGCUCUGUUUCAAACUACAUCGAUGAUUCUCUUGUAAGAUAGGCACACUUAUAUUUAUUUUGCUAUUUUUGUUUUGUUUUGCGUUUUUUGCUUUAUGUUGUUGAUCUUGUUGAUCUGACAGAUCUCAUCUUUAUAAAAUUUUAUACACAAUAAUUCCAGUAUGUUUGACAAAUGUUGUACCUGCGCACACAUAUUUUGCUGGUUCUCAUGGUCAACAGUUUCACGUUAUUAAUUGAUGUGUUCAAGACGGACAUCGCAUGCUUUAUAUGCACAUAAGUUCACAAGUUCGCAUGUAGUUGUUCAAGCUCAGUUUCUGCAGGUCAUGACAAUAUGUUAAUAAUCGUACAAUAAUAUUGGAAAGAUCAUUAUGUAUAUACCCUACGUGAGACCGAUUGUCGUCCCAUAUUAGUCACAUUAUACAUGGUAAUUGACCGAUAUAAUCCUCGUGCCGUUUACUCUAUAAUUCAUUGCAAUAAAAUGCGUUUUGUUUUUAGUACGCGAAUCUUCAUUAAAGAAUGUUUAAAUAACGUUGAAAAUCAAUACGCAUUUGUAAUAAAUUUUAAUUCACUUAUUCUGCUUUUGUGUUCAUUAGUUAAACCAUAACGUAUGUAUGCUUUGUAAUGAUAUACCGGUGUCUUUUAUUGCGAUUAGUGAUUAAUACUGGUGUUAUACCUUGAAAUUAUUUUAUGUGUAACUUUUUAACUAUCUUCACUGACGAUGUUGCAGUGCGUUUUAUUACAAUUGUAUGCGCGUGUUUAGUAAAUGCGAACGUUGACAAUUGUUUUUGUCCUAAAUAAUUUCAAUUGUAACCUAAGUUGUACAUUUCUUUUGAAGACUUUGUUUUUGUGACAUAGAUUUUCUUCCUUGUGUUUGUUUUAUAGAUUGUUGCUAAUAGUAUAUGUUAUUUUCACGUAGCCUUAGCACAUACUAUUAAAUUGACAUCGUGAAUAAAAAAAAAUCACAAACAGGUCAUGUUUAGUACACGUGAUACUAGUAAAUAUUUUACAUAAACCAGUCUGGUUUUGCACGAAUCCAGGUCAAUACAAAUAUAUGUAAUUUAUAUUGGUAAGCGCACUAAUAUAAAGAGAUAAAUAAAUAUGUAAGCGGCCCUCGUGUUUUAACCUAUAUCGUUCUGAUGAAACUAAAAUUGAUUGACGUAAAAUCAUGCUUUUCGAGAUACUUAAGAUGCAUAAAUACGUAUUUUAAAGACGCAAACAUGUAUUUCGCGCGUGUCAAACAUUAAAAGAAGGUAACAUCCCAAACAAACUCAAAUAAAAACUUUGAAAAUCACAAAAUAUUGCAGAGAGAAAAGGUUCUUGAAACCAACAUAUUUUAACGAAAUAAUAUGCAAUUCGAAUAAAAAAAAUAAAGCCUCAAUAAAUAA